Molecule: messenger RNA, 3589 nt
Organism: Solanum pennellii
Lineage: Eukaryota; Viridiplantae; Streptophyta; Magnoliopsida; Solanales; Solanaceae
Product: receptor-like serine/threonine-protein kinase ALE2
Exons: 11
Coding region: 658-3318 (886 amino acids)
Biological process (GO): protein phosphorylation
Molecular function (GO): protein kinase activity; ATP binding
Source: RefSeq, a predicted model, not a curated record
AAACCAAGUGUAAUUUACACAGUCAGUGCAUUAAAAAAAUUAAAAGUGAGUAAAAUGGGGGUGUGGCAUUCCACUUGAACAGUAUGUCAACAAUUUCAACUGAAAAGAUUUGAAUGUUUAGUAGUAAGAUUCAACUAAACAAAUGAUGUCAAAUGGAUCUAUGAAUAAUUUUCAAUUUUCAUCUCUGUCCUUUGUUUCUUUCAUCCCCACAAGAAAAGAAAAGAGCUUUUCUCUUUCACAGUCUCUCUCUUGCUUUAGCUUUAGCUCUUUUCUUGAUCAAUCUCUAGUGUUGUACUUGUACUAUUUGUUUUUUCUUUUUACUUUGAUCAGUUUUAACAAUCUUUAAAACCCUUUUUUUAAAAAUGAUUAUUUCAUUCCAAGAAUAUAAAAAAAUCUGAGAAAUUUUGUGGUUUUAUUAGUACUUGUUCCCCACCUAACUUGGACAGGUUUCUUGAUGAUACCAUUUUUGGGGUCUUUUAUUUUCAUAAGCUUAAGAUACUUGUAUUUUUGUAGUCCUUGAAACAUAUAAUCAUGCUCUUUCUGAACACAUUGUACUAAAAAUAGUACAAUUUUCAUUCAAAUUCUUUUUUUCUUGGUUGAUAGACCAAUGAAUGGUUCUGUAGUUUGAUCCUCUCUUCAUUUUUCUUGAGGAGGGAAAUGGGGUUGCUGCAGAGUUUCAUGUUGUUGAGGUUCUUGGUGAUUCUAAGUGUUCUUUCAAUCCAAUUAUCUGCAGGAUUCAACCUACAUUCACUGAAAACAGCAGCUUCUGCAUUUCUCAAGGACGGACGAAUUGAUCUUAGUGUACAGAGAAAUGCAGGAUCACGUAAAUCCCUCCUACAAGAAGAUUUGUUCCCCACUCCAACUUCUAGAUGGAAGAGACAUGAAACGUUUGCUGCUGUGCCCCAUCUCGCGGCAUUUCACAGUGCUCCACACCCAUAUCAUUAUCCAACUAAAGCUACUUAUCAGCACAAGAUCUUGGAACCAUCAAAUUACGCGGAUGCACCUUUAACUUCAACCCAUUUUAGGAAUUCUGGUGGAAAGCAAGUACACAAUUCUGCAUCUGCGCCUAUAAUCUCCUCUAUUAGGCAUCAUCACAGGAGAAACAAACACAGUGACUCUACGGCUAAACCAAAUGAUCACCUCCAUCCACCCAGUUCAAGGUGGUCAGGUCCUUCAAUCUCUCCGUUCGUGUCUCCUGUUCCUUCUUCAAUAAGUUGGGCACCUGUAUCAUCACCGAUAACCCAACCUAGUCACACAGGAAUUCCCAUGAGUACACCUACAAUAUCGCCAACGAGUUCAUCUAUAAAACGAAAGAAACUGAGACCACCACCUUUACCUGUUAUGACACUGCCACCACCACCUCCGAAUCAUGAUUGUAGUUCUUUGACAUGCACUGAGCCGUUGACGUACACACCUCCUGGGUCACCCUGCGGCUGUGUGUGGCCCAUUCAGGUAGCGAUGCGCCUCAAUGUCACACUCUAUACCUUCUUUCCUUUGGUAUCUGAGCUAGCCAAGGAAAUUGCUGCUGGUGUUUUGCUAAACAUGAGUCAAGUGCGGAUUAUGGGAGCAAAUGCAGCCGACCAACAGCUUGAGAAAACAAUUGUACAUAUCAACUUGGUUCCUACAGAUGGAAAAUUUGAUGGUACCACAGCUUUUACCAUCUAUCAGAAGUUCUGGAAGAGGGCAGUAUUCAUUAAGACUACGGAUUUUGGUGCCUAUGAGAUGGUUUAUGUCCAUUAUCCAGGGUUACCACCUUCUCCACCUUCACGUCAUUCGAGCAGUGCUACUAUUGAUGAUCUACCAGCCUAUCCUGGCAAUGAAAAUAAUGGAAUGACAAUCAAACCUCUGGGGGUAGAUGUAUCAUCAAGAAUGAGAAAGAAGGGUAUAGCUAGAAAUAUGAUUAUUGUGAUCGUUAUAUCAUCUAUCACAGCCUUUGUUGUGUGCAUGGGAUUAAUUUGGCUUCUGUUGUUUAAGCGAGGAUGUUAUGCUCAAUCACCUGAGCAACCUCCGCAUAUUUUAGUCUCCUCCCAGGAGAAAACAUCAGGUGAUGCUGGAUCUAUGAUUUUGGCAAGUAAGCCCAGCUCAAAAUCCAUGUCCUUCAGUUCUAGUAUUUUAGCUUACACAGGAACUGCAAAAAUUUUCAGUACAAACGAUAUAGAGAGAGCCACUAACAACUUUGACAUUUCAAGGGUCCUUGGGGAAGGUGGUUUUGGACUUGUGUACAGUGGAACCCUUGAUGAUGGAAGGAAAGUAGCAGUUAAGGUUCUAAAGAGAGAUGAUCGGCAGGGAGGCCGUGAGUUUUUGGCGGAAGUUGAGAUGCUUAGUAGGCUGCAUCACAGAAACUUGGUCAAAUUGAUAGGUAUUUGCACCGAGGAAAACUGUCGCUGCCUGGUCUAUGAACUUGUUCCUAAUGGGAGUGUAGAAUCACACUUACAUGGAAUUGAUAAAGAAGCUUCUCCUCUUGACUGGUAUGCAAGAAUGAAGAUUGCAUUAGGUGCAGCUCGAGGAUUGGCCUAUCUGCAUGAGGACUCGAGCCCUCGUGUAAUACACAGGGACUUCAAGUCUAGUAACAUCUUGCUGGAACAUGAUUUUACACCAAAAGUUUCAGACUUUGGCUUGGCUAGAACAGCACUGGAGGAGGGAAACAGACACAUCUCCACUCAUGUGAUGGGCACUUUUGGCUACCUAGCUCCAGAAUAUGCAAUGACUGGCCAUCUCCUGGUGAAAAGUGAUGUUUAUAGCUAUGGUGUAGUUCUCCUUGAGCUCUUGAGCGGACGAAAACCUGUGGAUUUAUCACAACCUCAAGGUCAAGAAAAUCUUGUAGCCUGGGCUCGUCCGCUCCUGACAACCAAGGAAGGUUUAGAAAUAAUAAUAGAUAAAGCUAUAGAGUCUGAUAUCCCAAUUGAUAGUAUCAGUAAAGUUGCAGCAAUAGCAUCAAUGUGUGUACAGCCAGAAGUAUCGCAUCGCCCUUUCAUGGGAGAAGUGGUUCAAGCCUUGAAAUUAGUAUGUGAUGAAUUUGAUGAUACACGAGGGCCUAUGUCACGAAGUUGCAGCCACGAGGACCUUUCUAUGACAGAUACUUCACUAGUCCAUAAAUCAAUUCCAGGUUUUGAUUCUCCUUUAAAUGUCCAAAUGGGAUUAUCAGCUUCAGAGUUAAAGAGUGCAUCAGCUAGAUAUGGAACAGUGGAAUCUGAGUCUUUUAGGAGACAAUUCAAUUCUGCUCCUUUGAAAAUGGGAAGAAAAAGGAAUUUCUGGCAGAGGUUGAGAGUUCUUUCAAGUGGCAGCAUGAGUGAACAUAGUUUUUCAUCAAAAACAUGAUGAAAACUUUUAGCCACAAACAUUAAGUCCUACAUUAUAUUAGAACAUAUAAUUGUUGUUCAGUGUUCUUGUUCAUGGAGUUAUCUUAUUUUGUCUGUAGAUAUUACCAUAAGAAGAUUUGAACCUGACAAUUUGUAGUAUUUUUUCAGUUCCAGAUGAUUUAAAAUGUCCAUUUUAUGUACUUCCCUCUCUACUUUAAAAGGAAAACUUAAUGUGGGACUAAAACUUUGUAGUUCCUCUUUCUUAAUGAGAAAUUCAUCUUAUUUUGUAA